AUAAACUGUAUAAGAUGUGUGCCAUUUGCAGUUUUAGGUAUGUUAUUUUAAACAUCACAUCUGCGACAGUUUUAGGGUAAAACUUCAGCAUCUUGUGUCUAACACUGAGUCACAAAUAGCCAUAUUUAUGUACCCCUUGGUUUUGGGUAAAGUUAACCCUGUACUGCAUUGGAUAAAAUUCCACAACGAAAUUAAUUCAAGUCAUUAUACAUUUGGUAAUUGCUUAGUUGCUUGAUGGGUCUCUUUACUUUAAGUGUAAUGUCAUGAAAGUGAUAUAGCCUUUGUUGAUUCUGAAAUCAUUAAACAUUUAUAUCGACCAGUGAGGAUGUAUGAUGGUGAAAUCAAUCCAAUUGUCUCAUCCAGACAGCCAUGCCAGUACUGGAGGUGAUCUGUAGCCUGAUUGGCUGGUUCUGUCUCUACUUGUUGUUCUGCUGUACCUUCACUCAGCGAGGGCCCGAGUGGAACUGUCGACUGGUCACUUUGUCCCACGGGGUCCUCAUAGUGCUGCUGACAGCAUAUGUCGUCUUCAUAGACGGACCCUGGCCCCUCACACAUGCAGGUACAGAAAACACUGAGCUCCAGACCCUCGCGCUGGCCAUCUGCCUCGGCUACUUCUUCUUUGACAUGGGCUGGUGUGUAUGCAGCGGCAGCGAGGGUCCUGUCAUGCUGGCGCACCACGCGGGGAGCAUCGUGGGCAUCCUGCUGGCUCUGCUCAUGGGAGUGUCAGGCUGCGAGACCUGUGGAGUUAUCUUCGGCAGCGAGAUCACCAACCCCCUGCUGCAGACCCGCUGGUUCCUCCGCCAGCUGGGCUUGUAUGACAGCCUGCUGGGCGAUGCAGUGGACCUACUUUUUAUUUUAUUAUUUGCCACUGUGCGCGUGGGAGUCGGCGCCGUGAUGUUUUACUAUGAGCUCACCUCUCCCAGGACCACACUCAUAAUGAAGCUCGGCGGUGUGGCUAUGUACGGACUGGCCUGGGUGUUCAUGGUGGACAUAGCCAGAUUUGGCUACAAGAAAAGUAGGGCUAAGUAUAAAAGGUGGCUAGAAAACCACAAGCUCAAAGAAAUCAACACACAAAAAAUGGAUGGACUUUCAGACAAGAGCGAUUAAAGGAAUUCAUCUUGAACAUAGGUAAACUCAAAAGUUCUUGCAGGGACAAGGGAGUACAAAGCUUGUUUGCUUACAUAGUAUUGCUUUAUGGCACAACAGAAACAGGUGAUUGUACUUUGAGUGCACUGAGUAGAGACACUAUGGGUAGUAUUUAAACUUAAAAUCAAUACAAUUGCUCUGCAGGGAUCAUGUUUUUACAGCCAGAGGCACAACAAUAAAAUGGCUGCUUGGUAUCCAAAAUAGUUUGACAAACAAGUUCUCCCACAUCACUGCAGACUUGAUGAAAUAAGAGUUUUUUAAAAGUUGUAUGUAGUAUGGAUUUGGGACGCAGCUAUGAUCUCUAACAAUAAGCCCUUUUCACAGAAGAUAUUUUGACAUUGUCACAGUGGGAAAAGCACAGGUGUUAUGUGUUGGUCAGGCUGCUGGCUCACUGUUAGAUGACAAUUUUAGAAACACCUGUACCCUUAUUAUUAUUAAUUUUUUUUUUACUAUGACAAGUUAAAAUGUCUGCUGCGAAAAAGCCUUACAUUACUACUGCAGUAAAGGCACCAAUCAAAUCAGCCAAACAACAUUUUUUUUAAUGUUAAUUAUAUCAACUUUUCACAAUAAAUGGAAGUGAUAUAUUCCAGUUCCAAAUGUAGCACUAUUGCAUCAACACUUAAAAGGACACCUCAAAUGCUUUUCAUCUAGAAAAAGGGGCGAUGUGUCAAACUGCUUUUCUCUUUUUUACUUUAGACUACCGAGUGUGCUUUGUAAACCAAUCUGGUUUUCUAGAGUUCAACUAAAGCUUGUUUUUUUGUUUAUGUUGCAAAAGUACUUUUGGCCUAAAUCCACAAGCAGACUUAAGUAAUCAGUGAAACAGUAGAAGGUACGUAUGACUGAGUGUCAACCUUUAUACAACAUUAAUUUAAAUGGUUAUACUCUGUGGGAUUGAUGCCGCUGCCAUAAUAUAUUCAUGCCAGAUCUGCAUUAAGAGGAAGAAACAUUUGUAAGUGAUCUUUUCUUGUAGACAUCUGCCAUGUUUUAACUUUACCUCAAUCCACCAUCAACUUUUUUCAGCUGCAAAGGAAAUCAAACUGAACACCUUUUUGAGUAACAUUUGCUAAAAAUGGGUUUAGAAAAUAUUACAGAUAAACAAAAUAUUUUUUAAAUAUAAAACUAAAUAUUUGUGACCUCUUUUUGAAGAUUUGAACUUUCAGCAGGAACCAGUGGGCUUGGGGGUUGAAUGCCUCAGACUUGGUAUACAAACACUAACAACACUUACACUAACUUUUUAACAUCCGCCUUUAAACAUCAUCACACAAAAACAAUGAUGACUGGAGAAAGAUAUCUUUGGUUCUAAAGCAGGAUGUCUGCAAGGUUCACAAAGUUAAAUUUAAGACUUAAUAAAUUGAAGACCUUCUAAGGCCUUUUUGUCUUUUAGAAAACUGAAUUCAAGACCUGCAGAUACCAUAUAAAGAAACAUAUGUUUAGCAAACAUAUAAACAGGGUUAAUAACAAUGUCAUAAAAUAGAUAAUUUUGAAUAGAACAUUUAUAAAUCAGAUUAAUGCUGAAUGGAUACUUUACCCUCUUUUUAAGUAGUUUGUGUUAAAACAUUACAUGAUUGCAUGGUGUAAAAAACAACAACACUCAAAACCAUUGAUAUAGAGUCAUAAUUGUACAUUAUAUUCCUUUACAUUGAAAACAGUAUAUAAUAAUCAUUUGUGACUAUAUAUUCUUUUCAGGUUUGUUUUUUCUUUUUAAAUUUUCGCAUAUCCAAAAAUCAAAGUCAUCUGUGCAGUCUUGUGGCCAGUGAAUAUUUGAGUCUUUUCAGCCCAACCAUUAAAGUGAAGAGCAGAGGAUUUAUGAGUGAAUCUUU
Molecule: messenger RNA, 2966 nt
Organism: Micropterus salmoides (largemouth bass)
Lineage: Eukaryota; Metazoa; Chordata; Actinopteri; Centrarchiformes; Centrarchidae
Product: TLC domain-containing protein 5-like
Exons: 2
Coding region: 370-1107 (245 amino acids)
Cellular component (GO): membrane
Source: RefSeq, a predicted model, not a curated record